AUGCUCAUCAUACCAACGGUCCACCUCGUCUACGCGCCCGUCGUGGCCCUCGCCGCCGUCUUCGCCCACGUGACCCACAAAAAGGGCCCCUCCUCGGGUCGCGGCGUCGGCUCCCUCGACGUCGCGCGGCUGGCGUUCGCCGUCGCGGCGCUGAUCGUCCGCGUCGCGUCCGUCGUCUGCUUCCCGCGCGGCGACGGCGUCGCCGCGGCCUUUGGCGGCGGCGGCGCCAGGGCCGCGUGGCUCGCGCGCGGCGUCGCGGCGGCGGGCGCGUGCGCGCUGUGCGGCCUCCUCGGCUUCGACGAGGCGCGGCGCGGCCUGCGCGAGGCCACGGCCACGCGCCUCGCCUGGCUGGCCGUCGCCUCCUCCGCGAUCUGGGAGGCCGCCGUCUUCCGCGGGACGCCGGCGGCCGCGCGGUACGUGGCCGUCGCCUACGCGGCGGCGGCGUUCGUCGGAUUCGCGCUCUACGCGCUGGUCAACGCGGGCGCGCGGCGCGGCGCGCCGCGCGGCAAGCUCGCGACGACGGACUACGCGCUCCUGGAGGAUUCGGACGGGGAGGAGGACGUCGAGUCGCCGGAGGACGCCGCGGGCUUCCUCUCCGCGAUCUCGUUCGCGUGGAUGAGCCCGCUGCUCGCGACGGGCUACGAGCGGCCCCUGGAGAGCGACGACCUCUUCCCGCUGACGCGCGACGACGACCCGGCGCGCGUCGCCGGGAAGCUGCGCGCCGAGCUCGCGAAGAGAGGGGGCACGGAGCAGCCCAGGGUGCCGCUGCUCGGCGCCUUGUGCGGCGCGUUCGGCCCCUACUUCCUGGGCGGCGGCGUCUUCAAGCUCGUCUACGACACGACGCAGCUCGCCGUGCCCGUGCUCCUGUCGCGGCUGCUCAAGGCGCUGGCCGACGACCACGCGCUCGCGUACCGGCUCGCGGCCGCGCUGACGAUCAACGCCGUCGUCGCGACGGCGUUCCUGCACCAGUACUUCCAGCGCACGUACCGCACGGGCAUGCGCCUGAAGUCCGCGGCGAUCUCCCUGGUCUUCGACAAGGCGCUCGUCGCGCGGACCGCGGGCGCGGAGGACGAGGGCGCGCUCGUGACGAAUUUGAUGUCCGUCGACGCGCAGCGCCUCCAGGACAACAUGACCUACAUGUUCACCAUCGUGUCCGGCGUCUACCAGAUCGUCGCGACGCUCUACCUGCUCUACGGCCAGCUCGGCCCGGCGUCCUUCGGCGGACUCGCGGUCAUGCUCAUCUUCAUGCCCGUGACGCAGCGCAUCGUGCUCGUGACGCGGGACUACCAGAAGGUCGUCCUCGAGUACAAGGACCGGCGCAUCAAGCUCCAGUCCGAGGCCCUGGCGGGCAUGAAGAUCGUGAAGCUGUACGGCUGGGAGCCGCCGCUGGGCGAGGAGCUCGACCGGCUCCGCGAGCUCGAGCUCGCGGCGCUGUGGAAGUACAAGCUCGCGGGCAUCGUGAGCCGCUGCGUGUUUUCCGUCGUGCCCACGGUCGUCGCCGUCGCGACCUUCACGUUGUACGUGCUGACGGGCAACGAGCUCGACGUCGCGCGCGUCUACACGACGCUCGCGCUGUUCAACGUGCUCCGCUUCCCGCUCAUGAUGGUGCCCCGGGCCAUCGGGUCCGCCGUCGAGGCGGGCCUGUCGGUCGAGCGCCUGGGGACCUUCCUCGGCGCCCCCGAGGUCGUGCCGCUGCCGCCCGUCGACGGCGCGUCGAACCCGCUCCGGGACGCGUCCGCGGCCGUCUGGGCCCGCGGGGCCGACGUCGACUGGCCCGGGGCCGCCGCGACGCCCUUGCUCCGCGGCGUGGACCUCGAGGUGCCCCGCGGCGCGCUCUGCGCCGUCGUGGGGGAGACGGGCGCGGGCAAGUCGGGCCUGCUCGCGUCGCUCCUCGGCGAGACCGUCUGCGCGCGCGGGUCCCUGGGCGUCGAGGGGUCCGUGGCCUACGCGGCGCAGUCGGCGUGGAUCCAGAACGCGACGCUCCGCGCCAACGUGCUCUUCGGCCAGCCCAUGGACCGCGCGCGCUACGACGAGGCGAUCCGCCGGUGCUCGCUGACGGCGGAUUUGGCCGCGCUCGCGGACGGCGAUCUGACGGAGAUCGGCGAGAAGGGGCUGACCCUGAGCGGCGGCCAGAAGCAGCGCGUCGCCCUCGCGCGGGCCUUCUACGCGGACGCGGACGUCUACCUGCUCGACGACUGCUUGAGCGCCGUCGACGCGCACGUCGCCGCGGCUUUGUUCGACGACCUCGUGCUGCACCUGCGCGACCAGCUGCGCCGCACGGUCGUCCUCGUGACGCACAACCUGUCGACGCUGCGCAAGUGCGACGCCGUCGUGUGCCUCGGCGCGGGCUCGAGAACGGUGGACUACGCGGGCCCGCCGGAGGGCUUCCUCGACCUCGGCCGCGCGGACCCGGAGCGCUACCCGCUCGCGGCCAUCGCCGCGCGGCAGAAGCGGUCGACGAGCGGCGAACACCUCAGCGCCCUCGCGGGCGACGAGGCCGAGGCCAAGGAGCAGGACAAGGCCACGACGCUGGACGCGGAGAAGAAGCCGCCGCGCGCGACCGCGGCGGAGCAGCGCGAGAAGGGCACGAUCUCCGCGGCGACGCGCCGCACCUACCUUAUGGCCACGGGCGGGUCGGCCAUGGCGUUGUUGGUGGUCUGCGCGCAGGUCGUCUACCAGGCGUCGCAGGUCGUAGGAUCCUGGUGGCUCGGCUACUGGGCCGCGCGGCCCCAGCUCGGCUCGGCUCUCGGUCUGGAGGUCUACGUCGGUUUGUCGGCCGUCGCCGUCGCGCUGUCCGUCGUCGCCUACUACGUCGCGUCGCUGCUGGGCCAGCGCGCCGCGCGGAAGCUCCACGCGUCGCUGUUGUCGGGGCUUUUGAAGGCGCCCAUGGCCUUCUUCGACGGCACGCCCACGGGGCGCCUCGUGAAUCUGUUCUCCAAGGAUCUCUACACCAUCGACGAGGAACUGCCCGUGACCAUCGCCAUGUGGCUCAUGGUCGCGACGAGUUGCGUCGCGACGAUGGCGACGAUCGCGUUCGCCACUCCGUGGUUCCUCGCGGUCUGCCUGCCGCUGGGCGUCGUCUACUUCGGGACCAUGAAAUAUUUUAUUCCCUCGGUCCGCGAGCUCAAGCGGUUGGAUGCGACGUCCCGGUCGCCGGUCUUCGUGGCCUUCGGCGAAGCUCUGGACGGCGCGUCGACGAUCCGCGCGUUCCGCGCCGAAAAGCGCUUCGCGGCGGACCAGGGCGCGAAGCUGCGCAAGAACUUACGGGCCUACUUCCUCGGCACGGCCUGCAACCGCUGGCUCGCGGUACGUUUGGAGGCCAUCGGGACGCUGACGACCGGCGCGGCGGCGUUUCUGGCCGUUGCGACGGACGCGAAGCCCUAUCUGGCGGGCCUGUCGCUGACCUACGCGCUGAGCGUGACCCAGUCCCUCAAUUGGUUCGUGCGCACGAACGCGGACCUCGAGAACAACUCCGUCGCCGUGGAGCGCGUCGUCAACUGCGCCGACACGGCGCCGGAGGCCGACGGCCACGCGGGCCCGCCCGACGGCUGGCCCUCGAAGGGCGACGUGACCGUGACGAACCUGCAGCUGCGCUACCGGCCCGAGCUGCCCCUCGUGCUCAAGGGCCUGAACUUCGCCGUGGACGGCGGCACGAAGCUCGCGCUCGUGGGCCGCACGGGCUCCGGCAAGUCGUCGUUCCUCCUCGCGCUCCUCCGCCUCGCGCCGCCCGCGCCGGGCUCGAAGCUCGUCCUCGACGGCGUCGACGUGCUCAGCGUCAAGCUCGCGGACCUGCGCACGCGCGUGUCCAUGAUCCCCCAGGACCCCGUGCUCUUCUCGGGCACGGUCCGCUUCAACGUCGACCCGUUCGCGGCCGCGGCGGACGGCGACGUCCGCGACGCGCUCCGCGACGCGCGCCUCGACGACAAGCUCGCGGGCGACGACCCCCUGGGGGCGCCCGUCGAGGAGGGCGGCCGCAACUUCUCCCUCGGCGAGCGCCAGCUCCUCUGCCUCGCGCGCGCGUGCCUCCGGAAGUCGAAGCUGUUGCUCCUCGACGAGGCGACGUCCGCGGUCGACGAGGCCCUCGACGAGGCCGUCCAGCUCGCCAUCCGCGCCAACUUCAAGCACUCGACGGUCAUCUGCAUCGCCCACCGCAUCAACACCAUCGCGGACUACGACCGCGUCCUCGUCCUCGACGACGGCAACGUCGUCGAGGACGGCGCGCCGGCCGCGCUCAUGGCCGACCCGGCGUCCAAGUUCGCCCAGCUCGCCGCCGCCCACGACGAGGGCGUCUAG
Messenger RNA from Aureococcus anophagefferens, 4293 nucleotides. RefSeq lists its product as hypothetical. Gene Ontology annotation, molecular function: ATP hydrolysis activity; ABC-type transporter activity; ATP binding. Lineage: Eukaryota; Pelagophyceae; Pelagomonadales; Pelagomonadaceae. The record is from RefSeq and is a predicted model, not a curated record. The transcript has a single exon. The coding region runs from base 1 to 4293 and encodes 1430 amino acids. Gene Ontology annotation, biological process: transmembrane transport. Gene Ontology annotation, cellular component: membrane.